Larimichthys crocea (large yellow croaker) is the source of this 2511-nucleotide messenger RNA. RefSeq names its product transmembrane 7 superfamily member 2 (gene tm7sf2). The coding region runs from base 88 to 1365 and encodes 425 amino acids. The record is from RefSeq and is a predicted model, not a curated record. Gene Ontology annotation, biological process: cholesterol biosynthetic process. Lineage: Eukaryota; Metazoa; Chordata; Actinopteri; Sciaenidae. Gene Ontology annotation, molecular function: Delta14-sterol reductase activity. The transcript has 11 exons. Gene Ontology annotation, cellular component: nuclear inner membrane; endoplasmic reticulum membrane.
UCCAUCCUGCAGCCUGCAGAUGGUUGCACUGCUAGAUUAUUAUUACAGUACUGUCUACAGCUCCAUGCUUUACGCCGGAGACCAACAAUGAGGCCAAACAGUCAAGAACUCAAACGCAAAUCCUCCCAUGACACAGAGAGGGAAUUUGGAGGAACCCUUGGUGCCAUAGGCAUCCCCAUCUUCCUUCCAUUGACGGUGCUGUUCCUGAUCUCUACGAGUCGAUCCCCUGAGGCCAGUGUGCUCCAGUGGCCCCCUUCCCUCCCCAGCACUGACCAGCUGUGGGACCCUCUGGCCCUCGUGGUUCUGCUGUGUUGGAUCGCUCUGCAUGCUCUCCUCUAUUUGACGCCGUUAGGAAAGGUGUCUGAAGGAUUAGUGCUGAGGGAUGGAACACGUCUCAAGUAUCCCAUAAAUGGUUUUCAUGGCCUGUGCAUCACUGGUGUGCUGCUGAUGUUUUUAGUGGGGCUGGGGGCUCCUCUGGGGUAUCUGUUUGAACUCCUGUUGCCUCUGGCAGUGUGCGCUAUAGCAGUGUCGUUCCUGUUCUCCGUCUACCUCUACAUCCGCUCCUUUUUGGCUCCUUCUCACGCUCUCGCUUUGGGGGGCAACACAGGAAAUCCACUGUAUGACUUCUUUAUCGGACGGGAACUAAACCCUCGGAUUGGAAACUUUGACCUUAAAUAUUUCUGUGAGCUCAGACCGGGUCUGAUCGGCUGGGUGGUCAUAAACCUCGGCAUGCUGAUGAAGGAGGUGGAACUUCGCGGUUCCCCCUCAUUAGCCAUGAUACUGGUCAACAGUUUCCAGCUGCUGUAUGUGGCAGACGCUCUGUGGAACGAGGAGGCUGUUCUGACAACCAUGGACAUUGUGCACGAUGGUUUCGGCUUCAUGCUGGUCUUCGGGGACCUGGCCUGGGUUCCCUUUACAUACAGCCUACAGGCUAGCUUUCUGGUCGUACAUCCACAGGCAAUAAGUUCCUUCAGAGCGGCAAUAAUAAUAGCACUGAAUGGUAUCGGAUAUUAUAUUUUCAGGAAAUCCAACUCACAGAAGAACCAGUUCAGACGAGACCCUUCACAUCCAAGUGUUGCAAGACUGGAGACCAUCGCCACAGCAACAGGGAAACGCCUCCUGGUGUCCGGGUGGUGGGGUCUCGUUCGUCAUCCCAAUUACCUCGGUGACCUCCUCAUGGCUCUGGCGUGGUCCCUGCCAUGUGGAUUCUCACAUCUCCUGCCUUACUUCUACGUCAUAUAUUUCACCGUCUUGCUGAUUCAUAGAGAGGACCGGGAUGAGAGACAAUGUAGGACCAAGUAUGGACUAGCGUGGGAUACCUACUGUCGACGUGUCCCCUACAGGAUCUUCCCUUAUCUAUACUGAAGGGGGAAGCAGAUUGGUGGAACGGGACCAAAACUGUCACACAAUGUCCUUCAAGUCGACACAAACUUUGCAAUAACUUUUUUUUAUUAUUAUUAGUAACCAGAUUUUACAAAAUACAUUUACACUCUAGAAUAUCAGGAAUAUACUUUUAUGUAUGCCUUUGCAAAGCCCUACACGUACGCUCAUUCAAACACACGUACACACAAAUGCAUACACAUAAAAAAAUAACAGUGACAGCAGCAGUGAUCCUUCCACACUUGCAGUCAUCCAUUGCAGGCAUCAAGGGGAAGAACUGGUAGGAGAGAUUGUAGUCAAGUCACAGCGCACACAUGGAUAUAUUGUAAUAAAAUCAGUCCAUUUGAUACAAAUAUUGGAGCAUUUAUGCUGUUGUGCUGUCUGGGGGAAGAUGUCAACUUCUCCAUUGUGUAUAUUUGAUGAAUUAUGUCUAUCCAGUCCUCAUUUGAGGAGGAUUUGAGGCUUCCACCUUCGAGUUAUGACUUAUUUUAUUCCUGCAGAGUUAUUAAAAGGGUUUUGUCUUUGGUGUUAUCUUCUGUAGGAUAUAGCUCAGAUAUAAAACAUCAAAUCUAAAAAGAAAAAUGCAUCUGAACACUUCUUUUAGAGUCUGAUGGACAAAAUAUAUGAUAGUAGUUUGCGUUAUUGGCCUGGACUUUGUCUCAGCUGGAAGUUCUGUGUUGUCUUUGCUGAGGAGUGAUGAAAUAGUGAAGUAGAUCCUUACAACAUUUUCCCCCUCCGAAGUUUGCACCAACUUUCAAAUGUAAAUCUGUUUUCAGUUACACGGACUACAAGUAAUACCUGGCGGUGCAGCUGGGAGUCUGCAGGAGGCUUAUGGUUUUAAUAUCCAGUUAAAGUGAAGAACAAUAUUCAGUGGGUCGAUAUUUCUGAUUUGUUGCAUUUUGACUUUGCAGGAAUCUGAUAUAAACAAAGUCAGACAGCAUUACACACGUUAUUAUGUGUGUUCCAGCAUAAAAGGCUAAAGAUUUGGAAUAUCUGAAAACAUCUUAUUAGAAAUAUUUCUAAGGAAAGAUAAUUAAAGUGAAUUCUUUUACACUUAAACAAUAGUGCCUUUUUUUUUAGGUCACAAACCUGGAUUUUUUUUAGUGUGUGUUAUCUGUGAGAUACAUUUGA